Messenger RNA from Condylura cristata (star-nosed mole), 2672 nucleotides. RefSeq names its product tuftelin 1 (gene TUFT1). Lineage: Eukaryota; Metazoa; Chordata; Mammalia; Eulipotyphla; Talpidae. The transcript has 13 exons. Gene Ontology annotation, cellular component: intracellular anatomical structure; I band. The record is from RefSeq and is a predicted model, not a curated record. Gene Ontology annotation, biological process: intracellular signal transduction. Bases 64 to 1236 code for a protein of 390 amino acids.
GGACCCGGACCGCAAACAAGAGUGUUGUCGUCGGUGCUGUGAUCCCUGCGGAAAGAAAAGAAAAUGAACGGGACGCGCAGCUGGUGUACUACGGUGGACGUGCACCCGGAGGGGCAAAUUGAGGGCAGCGUGGACAUUCUCAGACUGACUCUCCAGAGUGAACUGACAGGAGAGGAACUUGAACACAUAGCCCAGAAGGCUGGCAGGAAGACCUAUGCCAUGGUGUCCGGCUACUCAACUGGUCAUUCUCUGGCCUCAGAACUGGUAGAGUCCAACGAUGGACAUGAGGAAAUCAUUAAGGUGUACUUGAAGGGGAGGUCUGGAGAUAAGAUGAUCCAUGAGAAGAAUAUUCAUCAACUGAAGAGUGAGGUCCAGUAUAUCCAGGAGGCCAGGAACUGCCUGCAGAAGCUUCGGGAAGACAUAAGUAGCAAGCUCGAUAGAGAUCCAGGAGAUUCUUUUCAUCAACAGGAGAUACAGGUGGUGCUGGAAAAGCCAAAUGGCUUUAGUCAAAGUCCUACAGGCCCGUAUGACCACCCACCUGAGGUGGACACCUAUAUGAAUGAAGAUGCCGAGAGCUUGAGGAAGACCGUACUAGACUUGCUCACCAAACUGAAGGAGGCUGAGUGGAAGCACCAGUCAGAUCGUGUGGCUUUUGAGGUGACACUCAGUCGCUACCAAAGAGAAGCAGAGCAGAGUCACACGGCCCUCCAGAGAGCAGAGGCCAGAGUGGAGCAGAAAGAGGUGGACAUUGGAGAGCUACAGAGGCGCUUGCUAGGGAUGGAGACGGAACAUCAGGCCUUACUGGUGAAGGUCAGGGAAGGGGAGACAGCUCUGGAGGAACUGCGGAGCAAGCACGCUGACUGCCGAGUAGAACAAGAAAAGACUGCUAGCCUGGAAAAGGAAGUGGCUGGGUUGCGGGAGAAGAUCCAUCACUUAGAUGACAUGCUUAAGAGCCAGCAGCGGAAAGUUCGGCAAAUGAUAGAGCAGCUCCAGAAUUCAAAAGCUGUGGUCCAGACAAAGGACACCACCAUCCAGGAGCUCAAGGAGAAAAUCGCCUACCUGGAAGCAGAGAACCUGGAGAUGCAUGACCGCAUGGAACACCUGAUAGAAAAACAGAUUAGUCACGGCAACUUUAGCACGCAGACCCGGGCUAAGACGGAGAACCUGGGCAGCGUGAGGAUAUCAAAGCCCCCCAGCCCCAAGCCCCUGCCUCUCAUCCGAGUGGUGGAAACAUGAGUGGAAGGACGCCGCCUCUGUUGCUGCCUCUCGCCUGUGGAGAAGCCCACCACCCCCUAGGCUGAUAGCACUGACUCUGACUUCCUGACUGUUCCCUGGCUGCUGGGGCUCAGGCAUCCUACCCCUUCCAAUUCCUGUGCUCUGUGAGCCGGGUGGAUGGAGCUGAGUCCUUCUGUGGACACCAGAAGGACAUUAUCCUGCCAGCAGGAGCCAGGGCAGGGUCCUUCUUCCUGUAGUUACUACUUUCCUGUAGCAGGGGCUCCCUUCUGUUACAGACUGAAGUUCAACUGCCUCAGAAGCCAGGCCCCACGCCUGGGCGGGAGAGGUGGCAAGAUUUGCCUCAGAAGCUGGCAAGCUGGCAGCACAAAUGUCCACAGCGACUGGAGAGUGUCCUGGGGGGAUGAAGUUCCUUCUGCAAACACAGCUCAGUUCUUAGCAACAAACUGUUUAUUUUUCUACUUGCUCCACCCUCCACCCCUGCUGGCUUGGGCCUCCCACUGAGAGACAAUGGGGCUACCUGUCAUGGCCUGGUCAGAGCCAGUGAACCUCAACUUUGACUGGAUGGCCUUGUCUUUGGUAGGUGGGAACGUGCAUUCAGGGAGUAGCUUUUAGCAGAAAGAUGCUGUAGGGCCACGGACAGUUACGCGUGACUUCCCUCUGCUGUGAAGACUCCCAGAAUCUCUUAGGGUUCGCCCUAAGUCACAGUACAAGUACACCUCAGUCUUCCUGACUCAGAGCCUAAAAACUGUUUUCACUGGGUAACAUUAAUCUCAGCGAAACUCACUGUAUUUAUUUUGCUAAGUUAUUGGUGUUUUUGCUUACAUCUCAAAAUCGAUAGCCUGCUCUUGCGGUAUUGGAUUUGUUCAAAACUGGGAAAAGACUGUUCCCACUUUCUCUCUCUUCUCUAUGUGCUUCUUAACCCAAACCUGAUCUGAACCUCAGAAGGCAAGUAUAUUUGCCCUAAGGUAUCAGGGUCUGGGUGUGUAACUUGUUUGGGGGAAGUGGAUAGUCCAGAUUCUUUUGGGGAGGGAUUGAAUUCUUCCCCUGAACCUCUGCUUUAUAAUCAGUUUGUUACCCUGGCUCCGAACAACCGGGCACUCAGCAUGUUUUCCUUAGGGCUCUUCCUGAAACCGCAAGGAGAUAAGCAUCAGAAUGUGGUACUGUGGGACUCUGGAAGAAUUAGAAGCAAAUGUGGGUUAAGCCUUCAAGGUUGUAGUUGACUCAAAAACCAGAAGCCUUAAGUGUGUAUGUUUGUGUCUGUUGGGACUGCGCUCAUGUUCUGGUUUUGUUCAAGAGGGUUUCUGGUGUUCUUCAUGUAACUUGCUCAUGUGUAAAGUGAGAGGUCAGACCAGAUGAUAUCCAUAGGUCCUUCCAGUUCUGCUAUUUUUUCCAGUGACAUAGUGUUGAUAAGGUGAAUCUAAUAAAUUAUGUUAAUA